This is a messenger RNA of Dovyalis caffra, 1290 nucleotides long. The record is from the annotation of a GenBank genome assembly. Lineage: Eukaryota; Viridiplantae; Streptophyta; Magnoliopsida; Malpighiales; Salicaceae.
AUGGGGAAGGAAGGGCUGGUUCUCGUGUCCAUGUUUGUAUUAGGUUUUGCAGGACUCUUCGGUUGUGUUCUUUCCUAUGAUCGGCCACCACCUCAGAGAAACAUAUAUGUGCAAUUGUCUGAAGAUGACGACUCCACAACUCCACAACAGGUGCAUAUAUCUAUGGUUGGUAGCGACAGGAUGAGAAUAUCAUGGAUAACAGACAGCCCAACUCCAGCAAUUGUAGAUUAUGGCACAUCUCCUAAAGCAUACACUAAUUCUGCAAAUGGGACUACCUAUUCGUAUCGUUAUCUCACAUACAACUCCGGCCAAAUUCACGAUGUAGUCAUUGGUCCAUUGACCCCAAACACAGUGUACUACUAUCGUUGCAGCUCUAAUUCAGCACAAGAAUUCAGUUUCAAAACCACACCAGCUAAGCUCCCAAUCAAGUUCGCCGUUUCAGGUGAUCUUGGACAAACUGGUUGGACGAAAUCAACGUUGGAACACAUAUCCAAAUUGGAUCAUGAUAUGUUACUUCUGCCGGGGGACUUAUCAUAUGCCGAUUUCUAUCAACCUCUAUGGGACUCAUUCGGCCGCCUGGUCCAGCCGCUGGCAAGCCAACGCCCGUGGAUGGUUACACAAGGGAAUCACGAGAAAGAAAAAAUCCCUCUUCUCCAUGGCCGGUCCUUCACAGCUUAUAAUGCUAGAUGGCACAUGCCAUUUGAGGAAAGCGGGUCAACUUCCAACCUAUUCUACUCCUUCAGUGUUGCUGGUGUCCAUGUUAUCAUGUUGGGAUCUUACGCAGAUUUUGAUCCCAAUUCAGAGCAAUACAAAUGGCUGCAAGCAGAUUUAGGUAAGGUUGACAGAGCAAAAACUCCAUGGUUGGUGGCGAUAAUCCAUUCACCUUGGUACAAUUCCAACACUGCUCAUCAAGGUGAAGCUGAAUCGGUUGACAUGAAGAAGUACAUGGAAGACCUAAUUUAUCAAGCUCGUGUAGAUGUGGUUUUCGCAGGACAUGUGCAUGCUUACGAGCGCUUUACUCGUGUUUACCAAGACAAACCUAACAAUUGUGGACCUGUGUACAUCAACAUUGGGGAUGGUGGGAACAGGGAGGGCCUUGCAAACGAUUAUAUUGAUCCAAAGCCAGAAAUAUCGGUUUUCAGAGAGGCAAGCUUUGGACAUGGACAAUUUGAGGUUAUGAAUGCAACCCAUGCACUGUGGACUUGGCAUAGAAACGAUAAUGACGAGAAAGUUACAAGUGAUUCCAUCUGGCUUACAAGUCUCCUGAUCAAUUCUUCCUGUCAUAAAUAG